Eruca vesicaria subsp. sativa (arugula) is the source of this 4390-nucleotide messenger RNA. The record is from the annotation of a GenBank genome assembly. Lineage: Eukaryota; Viridiplantae; Streptophyta; Magnoliopsida; Brassicales; Brassicaceae.
CGGUGUUCUCACUCUCUCCUACUCUUUCCUCAAUACAAUAGUCAUCACCUUACAUAUCAUCCGUCAAAUCAGAGACAUUAUUUUCUCCAACGAGUAUCAUAUUUUUGAAUUCUUCCAGUAACGUUGGAGCUCUAAAGGCUUCAACUUCUCAUCUGGGUUUCUUGAUUAAUCAUUAAUGGAGACGAGAAAACCCAACAAAACUCAGACCAAGAAGCCCGGACCCACCACAACGACGAUGGAAGACGUGCUGGCGGCAUUACACGAGACAAAGGAAGAGAGAGAUGUCAGGAUUCGCAAACUAUUCGAAUUCUUCGACAGUUCCAAGUUAGGUUCUUUAGACGACACACAGAUCGAGAAAGGUCUGUCUUUGCUGCGUAUUCCUCCCAAAUACAAGUACGCUAGAGACUUGCUCAGAGUCUGCGACGAGAAUCGAGAUGGGAGGGUUGAUUACGAGGAGUUUCGUCGCUACAUGGACGCUAAGGAGCUUGAGCUUUACACUAUCUUCAAAGCUAUUGAUGUUGAACGCAAUGACGAUAUUUGUCGAGAGGAGCUUUCGCAGGCUCUUGUUAAGGCUGGCAUUGAAAUUGAAGACAAGGAACUAGCAUCUUUUAUGGAACAUGUUGAUAAGGACAAGAACGGAACUAUAACUUUCGAAGAGUGGAGAGACUUUCUUCUCCUACACCCCCACGAAGCCACUGUCGAAAAUAUCUACCACCACUGGGAAAGAGUUUGCUUAAUAGACAUUGGAGAGCAACCCGUUAUACCCGACGGUAUAAGCAAACACGCUCAAAGAAGCAAACUACUUCUCGCCGGGGGACUUGCAGGAGCCGUCUCUAGAACCGCAACCGCGCCACUAGACCGUCUCAAAGUUGUCUUGCAAGUACAGAGAACCAAAUCAGGAGUUGUCCCGACCAUCAAGAAAAUAUGGAGAGAAGAUAAAAUGUUAGGUUUCUUCAGAGGUAAUGGCUUGAAUGUAACGAAAGUGGCUCCUGAGAGCGCUAUUAAGUUUGCUGCUUACGAGAUGCUGAAGCCUAUAAUCGGUGGAGGAGGAGAUGGUGAGAUAGGGACUAAAGGGAGGCUUUUGGCUGGUGGGUUAGCUGGUGCAGUGGCUCAAACGGCUAUUUACCCUAUGGAUUUAGUGAAGACUAGGUUGCAGACUUGUGUGAGUGAGCUUGGGAAGACACCGAAUCUGUUGAAACUCACCAAGGAGAUUUGGGUUCAAGAAGGACCUCGAGCGUUUUACAAGGGUCUUUAUCCUUCUCUUCUUGGGAUUAUACCGUACGCAGGGAUUGAUCUUGCUGCUUAUGAGACUCUCAAAGACUUGUCAAGGACAUACAUUCAUCAUGACACCCGUUACGAGCCGGGUCCUCUUGUACAACUAGGAUGUGGAAUGACAUCAGGAGCUCUUGGAGCAUCGUGUGUUUACCCGUUACAAGUCGUACGAACAAGUCAAAUGUCGUUAAAGCAGUGUAAAACCCUAAGACAUGUGCAACAGUUCCAUGCAAAACUCAUCACUUCCGGUCGGAUCUCCAACGGUCCGAAUCAGAACUCUGUUCUCACUAAUAUCCUCUUCGCUCUCACCUCUAUUGCAACACCGUCUCCUCCGACAGCGACACAUGCUUUAUCCACUUACGCUACUUCCCUGUUCAAUUUCAUCACAAACCCAUCUACCUUUUGCUACAACACGAUCAUCAGACUCUACACCCUUCACGCGCCGUCUCUAUCUCCACACCGUUUCUUCGUCCAAAUGCGACGUCGUUCCGUCCCUCCAGACUUCCACACCUUCCCUUUCGUAUUCAAAGCUUGCACAAAGAAAAACGUUACCUUCACAUUAACCGAAUCCCUCCAUUGCCAAGCUUUGAGAUUCGGUUUGUUGUCUGAUUUGUUCACUCUCAACACUCUGUUACGUCUCUACUCUUCUUCGAUCGAUAUCGCCUUGAAGCUGCUCGACGAAACUCCUCAGAGAGAUGUAGUCACGUACAACGUGUUGAUCGAUGGGUUAGUGAAGGCACGUGAGGUUGUUAAAGCACGUGAGGUGUUUGACUCGAUGCCGUUUCGUGAUUUGGUGACGUGGAAUAGUCUUAUCGCUGGGUAUGCGCAGAUGAACUGUUGUAGAGAAGCGAUCAGACUCUUUGAAGAGAUGAUUGUUAAUGGCUUUAAACCUGAUAACGUCGCGAUUGUCUCAACUCUCUCGGCUUGUGCACGGUGUGGAGAUUUGGAGAAAGGGAGAGCUAUUCAUGAUUACGUUACAAGGAAUAGAGUUUUCUUGGAUUCGUAUUUAGCUACUGGUUUGGUUGAUUUCUACGCGAAAUGUGGUUUUAUCGAUACAGCUAUGGAGGUUUUUAGUUUAUGUUUGGAUAAGACUUUGUUCACAUGGAAUGCGAUGAUCACUGGUCUUGCAAUGCACGGUUACGGCGAGCUAACAGUUGAUUACUUCCGUGGGAUGGUCAGUUCUGGUAUCAGACCCGAUGGUGUUAGUUUCAUAAGUGUUCUAGUUGGUUGCAGCCAUGCUGGUUUUGUUGAUGAUGCAAAGAAGCUUUUCGACCAAAUGGGGUCUUUGUAUGAUGUUGAUAAGGAGAUGAAACAUUACGGGUGUAUGGCGGAUUUGCUUGGAAGAGCGGGGUUGAUCAAAGAAGCGGCGGAGAUGAUUGAGAAGAUGCCUAGAGAGGGAGGGAAGAGAGAGAAGCUGUUGGCGUGGAGCGGUUUGUUGGGUGGGUGUAGAAUCUAUGGGAACAUGGAGGUGGCGGAGAGAGCUGCAGAGAGAGUUAAGGAGUUGAGUCCAGAGGAUGGAGGAGUGUAUAAAGUGAUGGUGGAGAUGUAUGCAAAUGCUGAGAGGUGGGAGGAUGUGGUUAAGGUUAGGGAAGUGAUGGAAAGAGAUGAGAGAGUGUUGUAUGAAUCGUUCGAUGAGGCGUUUGAUGGUCGCUGGAUCGUUUCGAAGAGUGGCGAGUACGAAGGUGUAUGGAAGCAUGCGAAGAGUGAGGGACACGAUGAUUAUGGCCUUCUUGUAAGCGAGAAGGCUCGUAAGUAUGGUAUCGUGAGAGAGCUUGAUGAGCCUCUAAACCUCAAGGAUGGAACAGUUGUUCUACAAUACGAAGUUCGUUUCCAGGAGGGGCUUGAGUGUGGUGGUGCUUACUUGAAAUACCUCCGUCCUCAAGAAGCUGGAUGGACGGCUGAAGGGUUCAACAGUGAAUCUCCUUACUCUAUCAUGUUUGGUCCUGACAAGUGUGGAGCCACAAACAAAGUGCAUUUCAUCUUGAAGCACAAGAAUCCCAAGAGUGGUGAGUACGUUGAGCACCACCUGAAGUUCCCUCCCUCUGUUCCUUAUGACAAGCUUUCUCACGUCUACACGGCCAUCUUGAAGCCUGACAAUGAGGUUAGGAUUUUGGUUGAUGGAGAGGAGAAGAAGAAGGCUAAUUUACUCUCUGGGGAAGACUUUGAGCCUGCGUUGAUCCCUGACAAGACUAUUCCCGACCCUGAAGACAAGAAACCAGAAGACUGGGAUGAGAGAGCCAAGAUUCCUGAUCCUAGUGCCGUGAAGCCUGAGGACUGGGACGAGGAUGCACCCAUGGAGAUUGAAGAUGAGGAAGCUGAGAAACCUGAAGGAUGGCUAGAUGAUGAGCCUGAGGAGGUCGAUGACCCAGAGGCGACCAAGCCUGAAGAUUGGGAUGAUGAGGAAGAUGGUAUGUGGGAGGCUCCAAAGAUUGACAACCCCAAGUGUGAAACAGCACCAGGUUGUGGUGAAUGGAAGAGACCAAUGAAGAAGAACCCUGCUUACAAGGGCAAGUGGAGUGCACCUAUGAUCGAUAACCCUGCUUACAAAGGAAUCUGGAAACCCAGAGACAUCCCUAACCCUGACUACUUUGAGCUAGACAGACCCGAUUACGAACCCAUUGCAGCCAUCGGUAUUGAGAUCUGGACAAUGCAAGAUGGUAUCUUGUUUGACAACAUCUUGAUAGCCAAAGACGAGAAGGUCGCUGAGACUUACAGACAGACCACUUGGAAGCCUAAAUUCGAUGUUGAGAAAGAGAAACAAAAGGCAGAAGAGGAGGCUGCUAGCUCUGCAGGUGGUCUCAAGAGCUACCAGAAGGUCGUGUUCGACCUGUUGAACAAGGUUGCGGACAUUUCUUUCCUAAGUGCCUACAAGUCUAAGAUCACGGAACUGAUUGAGAAAGCUGAGGAACAACCCAACUUAACCAUUGGUGUCCUCGUCUCCAUUGUCGUAGUAUUCUUCUCGCUCUUCAUCAAGCUUAUCUUCGGUGGCAAGAAGGCGGCAGCAACAGUGGAAAAGAAGAAACCAGAAGUAGGAGAGAGCUCAAAGAGUGAAGAUGAGACAGAGAAGAAAGAAGAAACCGCUGCUCCACGCAAAAGGCAACCGAGACGUGAUAAUUAG